CUUGGGUUGCGUUGUGGCGCGUGCGGGAAUGGCGCGGUUUUAUUGAGGGGCGGGCAGGAGGAGGAGCAGCCGGUGGCGGCGGAGGAGGGGCGGGUGGUCCCGUGGCUCGGCGGCAUCUCUGGGGAGGAUGCCGGUCCAUUCCCGGGAGAAGAAGGAGAACAACCACGAUGAGAUGGAGGUGGAUUACGGGGAGAACGAGGGAAGCUCCUCGGAGGAGGAGGACACCGAGAGCUCGUCCGUGUCCGAGGAGGGGGACAGCUCAGAAAUGGAUGAUGAGGACUGUGAAAGAAGAAGAAUGGAAUGCUUAGAUGAAAUGUCCAAUCUUGAAAAACAAUUUACAGACCUCAAAGAUCAACUUUACAAAGAAAGAUUAAGCCAAGUGGAUGCAAAACUACAGGAAGUCAUAGCUGGAAAGGCACAAGAAUACUUGGAACCAUUGGCAGCUUUACAAGAAAACAUGCAAAUCCGAACAAAGGUGGCAGGUAUCUAUAGAGAGCUCUGUUUAGAGUCUGUAAAGAACAAAUAUGAAUGUGAAAUUCAAGCUUCUCGCCAACACUGUGAGAGUGAGAAGCUCUUGUUGUAUGAUACUGUACAAAGUGAACUAGAAGAGAAGAUCAGAAGAUUAGAAGAAGACAGGCAUAGCAUUGACAUUACCUCAGAGUUAUGGAAUGAUGAACUACAGUCCAGGAAAAAAAGGAAGGAUCCAUUUAGUCCAGAUAAAAAGAAACCUGUUGUCAUAUCAGGUCCCUAUAUAGUUUAUAUGUUACAGGACCUUGAUAUACUUGAGGAUUGGACUACAAUAAGGAAGGCAAUGGCUACGCUGGGGCCACACAGAGUAAAGCCAGAACCACCUGUCAAAUUGGAAAAGCAUCUGCACAGUGCUAGGUCUGAAGAAGGACGACUUUAUUAUGAUGGAGAGUGGUAUGGACGUGGACAGACAAUAUGUAUUGAUAAGAAAGAUGAGUGCCCUACAAGUGCCAUAAUUACAACAAUUAACCAUGAUGAAGUGUGGUUUAAGAGGCCUGAUGGAAGUAAAUCCAAACUGUAUAUUUCUCAGUUACAGAAAGGAAAAUAUUCAAUAAAACAUAACCACAAUUGACCAUUACUAAUCAGAUGUGUAACAAGUGGUGUUAACAUGCUUGAUGUGCCAUGAGGUGAAAGAUGUAUUUAAUAAUGUUUUGUAUUCUCAUUAAAUUUAUGGCAGUAUCUGAUGUAUUUGUAGUACUGUAUGUAAACUUCAUAUGGAUGUCCUUGAAUGGUGAUGACUCUUAAUCAUGUUGACCAAGACAUUUUACCUCUAAGCUGGGUCCAGUGCCUAAGAUAUGAAGUAUGCCUUUACAGAUAAUGGCUGAACUUCUGAUUUAAAAAUAUUUGUAAAAUGCAAAACAUUUGCUUUUAUUAUUUGUGACUAGAUUGUGUGGUAACUGUGCAAUUAUUUUUUUACCAGCAGUUCACUUCAUAUAUUAAGUGAAUUGUCUUGUUUGUCUUGUGAGUGUAAGUUAAUCUGCACAAAUGUUGCUUCUGAAUAGUCUAAUGACUUACAUAUUCUUUUAUCCAAAGUGAACAGAAUUUUUUAAACUUGAGACCCUGGACAGUUCUGACUUUUAUAAGGUUUACCAUGCCACUUUUAACAAAAUAAAGUCAAUAUUAAGACAUUUAUGAGAAGCACUUUCUGGUACCCCAUAAUAAAUUUAAAAUGUUGGUGGCUUUCUUUUCUAAGUUAUGCAAGAACGUCACUAGCAAAGGCAAUGUAAAAUUAGUUACACUACAGAUAGAGGCAGUGCUAUAUGGUCCACAGAGGGCAUGAAUGCCUGGCAGUAUUACCAUGUAAAUGGUAAAUAACCAAGUAUUGUAUUGCAUGCUGUACUUGUCUGAUCUGUAGUCUUAUGAAACAAACACUUUUUGUCAAAAGUAAAAUGUACCCUCAGAAAUGGUAUCUCUGAGACAAAUUAACAGUGACCUGCUCACCAUGUGCCAUCUUUCCAGAUUUCCCAUAUUUUACUCUCUUCUUAAUGGAAUUGUUUCAUGCAGUUUAGAAAGUUAAGCUUGCACAGAAGUUAUAUUUCAGGAUAUCAGGGGCAGAGUUUGAAAUCCUUAAUGUUAUAGUACCUGUUUGGAGUAUGUAGAAUAACAGGUGGGAAUGGAGGAAAAAUAAGUUUGUUUGUUUGUUUUUUCCUGGUGGUUGUGUGCACUUUACUGUCUAUUAUGAUGACUCAUCUUGGAGCAAGGAAAACAUGCAUUUGCUUAAGUUGAUCAUGGCAAUGCAAAACUCUCUUUUGCCCUACAUAAUGCUUAACUGCUUUAUCUCUGAAAUGUCAUUGCUGGUGCAGGGUGGUAACUACUUGACUGUUGCCAAAAGUCUAAAAUAUUGGAGCUUUACAAUGAUAGAAAAGCAUUCCUCAGGAUAAACUGCAUGUCACAUUAACAUUAGUCAACUGUACAUAAAAUAACAAUUGAUGUGUUGGCUUUUGACAGUACUUACUGUAUGUACACAGUUUGAUAAAAAAAUUUGUAAUAAAAUAUUUGUAUUUUUUAACGUAGUGUAUAAAUGAUCUGUGAUAGUGGACACUUUGUACAGUUGUGUUGCUCUUUUUAUUUUUCAUUGAAAGUUGCAGAUGUUUAAUUCUAAAGAGAACUUAAAAAUAUUGUAGUUUUUAAUGUUGCCUAGAAAUGUUUGUCUUCCACAGAACCUAAAAAGGUGAAUACAGAUAUUUGACUGGAAAAUCACUUUUAAAUCCAAUAUCUUUGCAAUAAACUUAAAUAUAGAAGUCUAUAUUCCAGUAUAUGUAUGGACUUAUAUAACCAGAGAUGUAAUACAAGUCUCUGUCUUUUCUGGCUUAUUUACCCCCAUGUCUUUAAUAUGUGAAAGCUUAAACCCUAUAGAAGUAUAAGUCGUACACAUGUACUAAACAAGGUUUGCUUAGAAAAUUGUAGAAAUAUACACUCGUUAAUUUGAAAGUUAACUUUCUUAGUUUUUUCAAAAUCUUUGAAGAAGGAACUGUACAAGUUACUCAAAUGCCAUCUAAGUGUGUACAUGUGCAACUUUUAUUAAUUUAGGUUUGGAGAAGUGAAUGUGGGCAUUACUGUAAUAUGGACACUAUGCAUUACUCAAGCAUUUUUAACAGCUGACCACAGUAACAUUAAUAUACACUUUUGCCUGCAAGAAAGGGGAAUGAGCGUAAAGCAAACUUAAGCACUGUGGAAAGUAGUUUACAGUCUGGAACAGAUGUGCAGGGGAAUCUUAGUUUAUAUUGGGCAUGUAUCUUGAGAGUAGUGUCUUUGUACACAAGCUCAGUAUUUGCUGCUUUCUCUCCAUGCUAUCCCUUGCUGCUGGUAACAAGCCACUAUUACACUCUCCAGACCUGCUCUGCACUAACAAAUGUAUUGUCAACUAACCCUUUCACACUGUUCAGACACUAUGUGGACAAGUAAGGGCUUGCUUAGCAUUUGCAGCUAAACUGUGUUCAACCCCAGUUCAGAUAGCACAAUUGCUGCCCUUAAAUUUUGUAGUGUAGAGCAAGUGUCAGCCCUGGGUACAAAGUAAUACCUGUCUGCAGCUGAUAUGAAUGGGACAGAAUUGAGUUUGGGGGCUGGGGAGGAAAUUAGAAGUCUUUAUUGAAAGAAUGGGUUUAAAAAGCACAUUGCUUACUUUUUGACUUGCCUAAUUUACUCGAUAAAUCAUUUAAAGGAUAUGUCUGCACUGUAGCUGGGAGGUGAGAUUCCUGGCACAAGUAGACAGACUUGCACUAGCUCUGCUCAAGCUAGCAUGCUUAAAUAGCUAUGUGGAUCUUGGGCUUGGGUGGUGGCUCAGACUAGCUACCUAUGCUCAAACCUAGGGAGUUGGCCAGGCUUGGGGAUGGGUGACUAGCUCAAAUUGCCAUCUGUGCAGCACAGUCUAUUCUGCUGUUUUUAGUGCACUACCUCAAGCAGUGCUAGCAUGAAGCUUUCUACUUGUUCGGGCAAUCACACCUCCCAGCUGCAUUCUAGACCUACUUAGAGUAAGCACCUCUUUGGUUUGCCUGGCAAGUAAGAGGCUAAGAUACAAGUUAACUACUUAUUUUUAACUUGGAAUUUUUAAAAUUGACAUUCCAAGUCCAGUGGGUUUCCCAUUAAUUUCAAUGCAGAAUUCCUUUAUAUUUUGUCAAUUAUUUUACUUCUGAAUGCUCAGAAAAAAAGAGACAUGUCCAUGGAGUAAACAUGGAUAACGGUUGCCAGAGAAAAGCUGACAGUUCAAGAGGAGUUGAUUUGUUUUGCUAGCGCUCCCUAUUUAUUAGUGAUCAGGAAAAAAGAGGGAGCUGUACUGUGGCAAAAUUUGUAGACUCAAUUACUUAGUCAAAUGCAGAGAACAUACAGAACUUUAUAGGGACUUGACUAAGCUGCAUAAAAGGGAGGGGUCUACUAUAAACCACCAAAUCAGGAAGAGGAGAUGGAUGAGGCAUUUUUAGAACAAAUAACAAAUAUCCAAAACACACGAGCUGG
This is a messenger RNA of Chelonoidis abingdonii (Abingdon island giant tortoise), 4479 nucleotides long. It is a transcript of the gene BRMS1L, whose product is annotated as BRMS1 like transcriptional repressor. Lineage: Eukaryota; Metazoa; Chordata; Testudines; Testudinidae. The record is from RefSeq and is a predicted model, not a curated record.